Torulaspora globosa is the source of this 1353-nucleotide messenger RNA. RefSeq names its product Gdi1p (gene GDI1). Gene Ontology annotation, cellular component: cytoplasm. Gene Ontology annotation, molecular function: Rab GDP-dissociation inhibitor activity. NCBI's taxonomy places the organism in Eukaryota, Fungi, Ascomycota, Saccharomycetes, Saccharomycetales, Saccharomycetaceae. The transcript has a single exon. The coding region runs from base 1 to 1353 and encodes 450 amino acids. Gene Ontology annotation, biological process: vesicle-mediated transport; protein transport; small GTPase-mediated signal transduction. The record is from RefSeq and is a predicted model, not a curated record.
AUGGAUCAAGAAUCAAUGGACACCGACUAUGACGUGAUCGUAUUGGGCACCGGUAUUACUGAAUGUAUCUUGUCGGGGCUUCUUUCUGUAGAUGGGAAGAAAGUUCUGCACAUCGAUAAGCAGGAUCACUACGGUGGAGAGAGUGCCUCUGUGACAUUGUCUCAGCUGUACGAGAAGUUCAAGCAAAACCCUAUCUCCAAGGAGGACAGAGAGGCAAGGUUCGGAAGGGAUAGGGAUUGGAAUGUAGAUUUGAUUCCCAAGUUUUUGAUGUCCAAUGGAGAGUUGACCAACAUCUUGGUUCACACGGAUGUGACAAGGUACGUCGACUUUAAGCAAGUCUCUGGGUCGUACGUGUUCAAGCAGGGCAAGAUUUACAAAGUUCCUGCCAACGAGAUGGAGGCCAUUUCAUCUCCUCUGAUGGGAAUCUUCGAGAAGAGAAGGAUGAAGAAAUUUUUGGAGUGGAUCAGCUCGUAUAAGGAAGAUGACUUGGGGACGCACCAGGGCCUUGAUCUCGACAAAAAUACGAUGGAUGAGGUGUACUAUAAGUUUGGUCUGGGGAACUCGACGAAGGAGUUCAUUGGACACUCAAUGGCGCUUUGGACCAACGAUGAUUAUUUGAAUCAGCCAGCUAGGCCUUCGUUUGAGAGAAUCCUGUUAUACUGUCAGAGUGUGGCGCGCUACGGUAAGUCCCCCUAUCUCUAUCCGCUUUACGGACUUGGUGAGCUGCCACAGGGGUUCGCACGACUUUCCGCCAUUUACGGCGGUACUUACAUGUUAGAUAACCCGAUCGACAAAGUACUAUACACAGAAGAUGGGAAGUUUAAAGGUGUAGAAACCAAAUUGGGAACAUUUAAUGCUCCUUUAGUCAUCGCAGACCCAACAUACUUCCCUGAAAAAUGCAAGUCCACGGGCCAUAGAGUCAUAAGAGCAAUCUGCGUGUUGAAUCACCCAGUCGCCGGGACCGGGAACGCAGAUUCCCUGCAGAUCAUCAUUCCUCAAAGCCAGGUGGCAAGAAAAAAUGACAUUUACAUCGCAGUCGUGUCCGACGCGCACAACGUCUGCUCCAAAGGCCACUAUUUGGCUAUUAUCUCCACAAUCAUUGAAACAGACAAACCUCACAUCGAGCUGGAACCUGCGUUCAAGCUGUUAGCCCCAAUCGAGGAGAAAUUCAUGGGCAUUGCUGAGCUCUUUGAGCCCAAGGAAGAUGGCUCAAAGGAUAAUAUCUACCUAUCAAGAUCUUACGAUUCCUCUUCUCACUUCGAGUCGAUGACUGAUGAUGUCAAGGAUAUCUACUUCAGGGUCACCGGCCAUCCACUGGUAUUGAAAAGCAGAGAAACUGAUCAAAAGGAGUGA